UAGUAAUCAGCUCAGCAACGAAUAUUUCAUUCAUUUAAUUCUGACUGUGUAUCUACAUUUAUUUUUAAGUCCUUAAGAUGGAGGUCAGAUCGCAGCCGCUUCCGGACAAUUUUUGUUUAUUCUUGCGACAGUAUUUUUGCUGUAGACGAAAACGACAAUGGAAUCCAAUCAACCAAAGGAAACCAAAAGUUCGACGAGAGAGGAGCCGUGUUACAUUUGCAGCAAAAGUAAACAAGGUGGAGCCACUAUUUGUACACCAGGAGUCAUUAGAUGAAACAUGUUCAGACGACAAUAGCGAUCACGGGCUCUCAUACGACGACCGACUGAAGGCUAGUGAAGAAAAAGCUUCCGAAGAAAAUUCUUCAACAACAGCCUUACUAGAUGAACGGUUUUCAGAUAGAUCAUCAUCGGAAUCGGAAUACGAAGAAGGAGAGAUUUUAACAGUUGAAGCUUUUAUAGAGAAGUACGUACAAGAUACAAUUCAUGCAGCCCUGGACCAAUGGAGAAAAGACUGUGAGCAUAUUAGUCAGACUGAAUUACGAGAUAUAGAGGAGGAGGAGGAUCCAGAAUAAAUGCUGCGUUAAGGAAAAAAUAUAUUGCUGCGUCAAUGCAAAACAAUAUUAUUAUUUUUUAUUAUUUAAAUUGUGAUAAAUUACAUGUAUUUAUUUCAAUAUAUUAUAAGUAUUUAUUUUUAUUCUCAUAAAUAAUAAAGGUAUCUAAUUGCAUUUUUAAUGUGUCAGUAAAAAUGACAAUGAAUUGAGUUUCCUCCUAUGUUACAUAGUAGUUUUCAUUGACAAAUACAUAAUUUACUACUACGAGAGAUCUUUAGA
Messenger RNA from Mytilus californianus (California mussel), 830 nucleotides. RefSeq lists its product as uncharacterized. The transcript is spliced from 5 exons. The coding region runs from base 78 to 572 and encodes 164 amino acids. Lineage: Eukaryota; Metazoa; Mollusca; Bivalvia; Mytilida; Mytilidae. The record is from RefSeq and is a predicted model, not a curated record.